AUGAUGCUUAAGGAACCGGCGGCCAAGGUCGCCAUAGAGAGCCCCCCUGACCAUUCUGUGACCGAGGCGUUCGAUUUUGACGAUGCCGUGCGGAUGGUUAAGAGUGGGCUGACUAUCGAACAAGCGACGCAUGCUCUGCUGUCCGUUAUGACUCGAGCAGAACGGCUGUCGCUGCUCGACGGAGAUGAGCCCUUUUGGAAAGGCCUUCGUGGAAUCUUGUUCGACCGUUACAACCGUGAAGCUUUCGUUAUGGGGGCAGUUCCACGCUUGAAAAUCUCGGGAAUACGCUUCACCGAUGGUCCACGUGGCAUCGUGAUGCACUCCUCUACCUGUUUUCCGGUGUCAAUGGCUAGGGGUGCAAGCUGGAACGUAACGCUCGAACAACGCGUUGGCAACGCUAUCGGCCUAGAAGGACGUGCGCAAGGGGCAAAUCUCUUUGCGGGGAUCUGUGUCAAUCUUCCUCGCCAUCCCGCCUGGGGACGCAUACAGGAGACCUAUGGCGAAGAUCCCAUACUCCUGGGCGAAUUCGGUCUCGCACUGAAUCGCGGUGUCCGACAACAUCUCAUGACUUGCGUCAAGCAUUUCGCUUUGAACUCCAUGGAGAAUGCUCGCUUCAACGUAGAUGUGCAGGUCGACGAUGCAGCCUUGCACGAAGUCUACCUCCCCCACUUUCGUCAACUGGUCGAAGGUGGAGUCUCAGCAGUCAUGUCAUCUUACAAUUCCGUUCGCGGUGAAUUUGCCGGACAAAAUCACGAGCUCCUGAACGACAUUCUUCGGCAAGACUGGGGAUUUGACGGAUUUGUGCUGUCCGAUUUUAUCUUCGGUUUUCGAGACGCAGUCAAGUCCAUCAAGAAUGGACUCGACCUUGAAGCCCCCUUCCAACAACAACGCGUCUUACACGUGCCUGAGGCACUGGAGCGCGGGGAUCUGGCUUGGCCUGAUAUCGACCGCUCAUGCGCGCGCAUCCUUCGUGUGCAACUAGAGCAUGCGGUGCGCACCGGACGAACGACUCCCGACUCUUCUGUCGUCUUCUGCGAUCAACACAGGAGAUUGGCCCGCGAAGUCGCAGCCCAAGGAAUGGUUCUACUCAAGAAUGAUGGCGUCUCGGGUUGUCCUCUGCUUCCGUUGGAUCCUGCCAAACUUCGCACGUUGGCAAUCGUCGGCCGGCUCGCCAAUAGGGAAAACACCGGGGAUAGGGGAUCUUCAGCGGUAUUCGCCCCGAAGGUGGUCACUUUCUAUGAGGGCCUUAGAGCAGCUCUUCCCAAUGCAAAGAUCAUGCUGCAGGAUACAGACAAUGUUGAAGAGGCCCAGAAAGUUGCGAAAAUGGCAGAUGUCGUCAUUUGCGUGGUAGGCUAUGAUGCGAUGGACGAAGGCGAGUACGUUGUGCCUUCCUUUGCUGACCAAAAGGAGUUGCUCGACCUCCUUCCUCCAACCCGGGACCUUGACGAAGAAGAAGUCCGCGCGGCCAUCGAGGGCCAAAAGAGCACCGGCUUCGGUUCCGGUUCUACGGACAGUGACGGGCUAGUUCCGGGGGCAGGCGGUGAUCGCAGGUCCCUUAGACUACGAGAUCGCGACGUAGACAUCAUCAGAACCGUGACUGCUGUGUCGUCCCGUGUCAUCGUCAGCGUUGUGGCAGCGGGUGCAGUCAUCAUGGAUGAUUGGCUUGACAGAGUCCCGGCACUGCUCAUGACCUGGUAUAGCGGCGGAGAAGGAGGUCACGCACUAGCAGAUGUCCUUCUUGGCAAGGUCGACGCUAGCGGGCGAAUGCCGUUUUCAACGCCCAAAAGCGAGGAACACCUCCCAUACUUUGACAUUGAUGCCUCGAAGAUAACAUAUGAUCGAUGGUUUGGACAGCGGCUCCUUGACAAGCUCGGCGUCGUCGCACAAUUUCCUCUUGGCUACGGUCUUUCUUACACGACAUUUGCCCUAGAGGGAGUGAACGUUGAUGUAGGCCCUCUCGAAUGGGGUCUGGACUGUUUCACUGUGAGCACUACGGUCGUGAACACUGGAUCGCGCCCUGGCAGGCAUGUCGUCCAAGUCUAUGGCACUCCUCGGGGUCCUGUUAGGUUUUCAGAGCCUGACAUUGGAUCCGAAUCAGUCGACACUAGCCAACGUGAAAUGCUCGACAAGGCCAUUGAAACGCAGAAGCGGGAAUAG
Molecule: messenger RNA, 2157 nt
Organism: Aspergillus pseudoviridinutans
Lineage: Eukaryota; Fungi; Ascomycota; Eurotiomycetes; Eurotiales; Aspergillaceae
Product: glycoside hydrolase family 3 protein
Exons: 2
Coding region: 1-2157 (718 amino acids)
Biological process (GO): glucan catabolic process
Molecular function (GO): beta-glucosidase activity
Source: RefSeq, a predicted model, not a curated record